AAAAUGAUCUAUAUUCACAUCUGGAUCUUAAUAUUCAUCUUCCUUCCAACAAGUAUAUUGUGUGCAGAGCUAUGUGGAGAUAAAAGGACAGUUAUUGGAGCAGUGGGGGGAGAUGUAAUUCUACCUUUGAAGCAGACUAGGAUUAAAGACGUCAGUUGGGUGAAUGUUAAUGGUGGGACCCAUUUUGCUACAACAAAACCAGGUGGAGAUAUAGAUGUUCGAGAUAACCGGUAUGAAGGCAGACUGGAUGGAACGGCUGAUGGGUCUUUGCGCUUUACUAAACUAACCAGAGAAGACCAGGGAGAUUACAGAGCGAAUAUACGCACAGACCCAGGAAACAAACAGUGUGAACAACAGUACGAUCUCCGAGUGUUCAGUAUAUUGUGUGCAGAGCUAUGUGGAGAUAAAAGGACAGUUAUUGGCGCAGUGGGAGGAGAUGUCAUUCUACCUUUGAAGCAGACUAGGAUUAAAGAUGUCAGUUGGGUGAAUGUUAAUGGUGGGACCCAUUUUGCGACAACAAAACCAGGUGGAGAUAUACAAAUUCGAGAUAACCGGUAUGAAGGCAGACUGUAUGGAACGGCUGAUGGGUCUUUGCGCUUUACUAAACUAACCAGAGAAGACCAUGGAGAUUACAUAGCGAAUAUACUCACAGACCCAGGAAACAAACAGUGUGAACAACAGUACGAUCUCCGAGUGUUCAGAAAAUUGCUGUCUGAAGAUAUUGAGAUUCUCCCCACUGUUACCAGAAAUGGAACCUGUGGAGUCAUUUUAUUUUGUACGGUAAAUGGAUCUGGUGUGAAUAUUACCUGGAGCAGGUCAGACAGCACUGAAAUAAAUGUGAUUAAUGGAUUACUGCAUGUAACAGAUAUAAAUAACAUCUUCACGUGUACUGCACAGAACCCAGUCAGUACCGUCUCCAGAACUGUGAUCCCAAUGAGCUACUGCCAGGAAGCUCUACAGACGAUGUCUACCCGCGGGAAUUCUCUCCUUUAUGGAGUUUUUAUUGCUAAGGGUUUUGCAGUUCUGAUUGUUGGACUUUUCCUCUGCAUCAAUUUACUCCUAACCAGAAAACAAGGGACAUGAUUUAAUCUGGAGAGUAAGCUGCUUCCUACACUACUGCCAUGUCCUACCCUGUGACAUCAUUGAGAAGAAACUAGAAAAAAAAA
This is a messenger RNA of Pelobates fuscus (common spadefoot toad), 1166 nucleotides long. Its product is annotated as SLAM family member 5-like. The record is from RefSeq and is a predicted model, not a curated record. The transcript has 6 exons. Bases 4 to 1083 code for a protein of 359 amino acids. Lineage: Eukaryota; Metazoa; Chordata; Amphibia; Anura; Pelobatidae.